AUUGUGGGAGACCCGCUAUUCGUCGCUCCGAAUGGAUAAGUUUUGAUUCGAGAAAAUGUCCACUUCAACUGAGUCUCAGUCUUGUAACAGCCUUCAGUCAACCCUAUACACUAAGUUCGUAAUAUCUCGGCAACAUGGAAUUUUUCUGGACUCUGGCAGUGAUUGUGAUAUAUAGUGUAGGUCACAUUCAUGGACGUUGUGAAAGGCUUUCAAAUUUGGAAAAUGGACUUAUAAAUUAUCGACCGAGAAAUAUUGUGAGGUUUAGAUGCAAUCGCGGCUACUCCUUGCAGGGAAUGGUUAUGCAAACUUGCGAUCGAAACGGCUUCCUUAGAGGCGAAAAACCUUUCUGUGCUAGGAGGGGAUGCGUGCAGCUCGAGGAUCCGGAGAACGGACACGUUGAAUCUGAUCCCCUAAAAACGGAUAUCGUGUGUCACGACGGCUAUGUCUUGGUGGGAAGUCGCACUGCCUACUGCGAUGGAGAAGAGUGGAACACCCAGCUGGGAUCGUGUCGGAGGAGCAAUCACACCAGGGACCAUUCUUGCGAUUUCGAGAGCGAGGAUCAGUGCGGUUGGGAGGCGGAGACGACCUUCCGGCGACCAUGGAAGCGGGUCAGCACAGCAUCCGAUUUUCACUCCCUAAGGACGGGACCCCGCCACGAUCACACAUUUAAAAGCGGAUCCAAUGGUCACUACAUGCGAAUGGAAACCCAAAUGGGGGCUUAUGGAAGCUACCAUUUAAUAUCGCCGAUUUAUUCAAGAUCCCUCACCCUGAAGACCGCCUGCUGCUUCCGAUUCCAUUACUUCAUGUUCGGAGCUGGUGUGGAUAGUCUGGUGGUGUCCGUAAAACCCAUUUCGAUGACAAUGACAACCAUGUGGAAUAGGUUUAGAGCCAAUUCCAGCAAAUUUGAGAUAGCUGGUGAACAGGGAACCCAGUGGCUGGAGCACACAAUUACCAUUGACGAGAUGCAGGAGGACUUCCAGGUGAUCUUCACGGCAACGGAUGCAAGAUCCCAAUUCGGAGAUAUUGCAAUCGAUGAUGUAAAGCUAAUGACAGGCAGCGAUUGUGGCACAAAUGGAUUUUCCACCACCACCGAACCACCGGCACCACCGACGGCCAGGAGCGAGCAACCACUGGUCUACGACAUGAUGAGUUGUUCAGGUCGAUGCGGAACCUCAUCCUUGGGUGCCGAAUUAACCAGUCAUGGUAUAGUCAUGGGAUGUGGAUGCGAUGACGAGUGCCUUAUGAAUGAUAAUUGUUGCCUAAACUUUUUGGAUGAGUGCGUUAAAGAGCUGUUCUCAUCGCAGGAAUUUGAUCUAAGUUUCCCAGCACCAACUGCCGCUUCAACAACUACAACUACAACCACAACUUCUACAACUACAACCACAACCACAACUACAACUAAAAGGCCAACCACACCAACAACUACCGCAACCACCACCACAACAACAACAAAGCCCACAACCACAGAGCGAACAACAACAACUAAGAAACCGACAACAACUUCAACAUCGCCGAAACCAACAACAAUGACUUCAACAACAAGACAGUCUACAACCAGUUCAACAACACCAACGACAACAACCACAAGAAAUGUGCUUACAACAAAGAAAACAACAACAACUCCUAAAGUGUAUAAUGCGACUAAAACAACCGGAACAACAACAACAGUUCCGUCUCUCAGUACUGUUAAAACGACACCAGGAGUCAACUCCUCAAAUAACGUACGGAAGCGCUUCAGUUGGGAAGUUGAUCCUGAGGACAUAGCUGGCCACAUGGACAUGGGCGAAAGUGCCCCCAAUCUAGCCUUAAUAAUGCUUUACCUGCUCGUCGGCGUAGUUCUAGUGAUUGUUCUGGCCACCGUUGUCAAUCGCUCCCUAAUACAAAUCAGUAGAUCGAAGGCCAGCAGCGAGAAAGCUGUCAGUUUCAAGAAGGUAUUCGAGAGUCUGAGGAGGCACAGGAAAAGAAAUAGCAUGGAUCAGCCGUUAUACGACAUCGAUAACGAGGAUGAAGAUUAUUUCGAGGAAAUGGGCGUGGACAUACGCAAUAGGACCGAUCUAUGAGGGUGAUCCCCUUGAUACCGAAAACCCCUAUUUUCUUUGUUUAUGCCUUUUGUAUACAUAGUUAGUUUCUAAAGAUGUAUGUACUAAGCAAAUAAAAGCGAAUCAGCA
Messenger RNA from Drosophila erecta, 2168 nucleotides. It is a transcript of the gene Sr-CI, whose product is annotated as serine-rich adhesin for platelets. Gene Ontology annotation, biological process: nervous system development. Gene Ontology annotation, cellular component: membrane. Bases 135 to 2060 code for a protein of 641 amino acids. The transcript has 4 exons. Lineage: Eukaryota; Metazoa; Arthropoda; Insecta; Diptera; Drosophilidae. The record is from RefSeq and is a predicted model, not a curated record.